UUCUUCGAAAUUCUUUUCUUUUUAAUCGCUUUUAUCACAAAACAAAAUAGUUUAGUAUAAGCUAUUUCGCAUAAUGUCUUUAUUUAAUCAAUUCUGUCGAUUAAAUAAUUAUGUAGUUGGUAGCUACAAGUCCUUAUUACAUAGAAGAAAUAACUGGGUUCAACAGCAAUUUUGCAAUUAUACAAAAAAAUCAGCUGAAGAACGACUAGGUAUAGAAAAACCUAAACGGCCUUUAACACCAUUUUUUAAGUUCAUGACACAGAUGAGGCCAGCUUUACUUGCUAAAAAUCCAGGAAUCACAUCAAAGGAGGCUAUAGCAUGGAGUUCCAAACAUUGGCAACAGCUUGACACCGAAACAAAGACAAAAAUGAUGAAAGAAUUUGAAAAGGACAUGGAAGAUUAUAGGAAAAUCAAAGAAUUAUAUGAAAAAUCUUUGACAGACCAACAAAAAGCUGACAUACAAAGGGUGAAAGAAGAAUUAUCGGAAGCCAGAGAGAAAAGAAAACUAAAAGCUGACUACAAAGAAAUGGGUCGACCAAAGAAACCCAUGUCUUCUUAUUUUCUAUUUUCACAAACAAAAAAAGACUCGUUCAAAUCAAGCAAUCUCAAGGAAUUUCAAGAGCUUGUCAAGUCAGAAUGGGUGAAAUUACCUGAGAGUGAUAGGGUCAAAUAUGAAAAGCAAGCAGAAGAACUGAUGAAUAAAUAUAAGAAAGAUCUAGAAGCAUGGGAAAUAAAAAUGAUAAAUAUUGGCCGAACAGAUUUAGUCCGUACGAAACCCUUAAGGGUGAAGAAGCCCAAGAGUGCAAAGACAAACCAAUAGGAACUCGGGUGCUCUGAUGACUCUGCUGACUUGAAACACUUGAGACUUCACAGUAAAGAAAACAAUAAAACAGAGGCAGAAGGUAUUAAGUUAAGUAGUUCUAGUCUAGAAAUGCCAACAAAAACCGUUAAAGAAGAAAAUCCAAUUAUAAAUAUGUCAGAAGAUAAUCAGAGCACGGGUGACCAAAUAAAAAAUAACUCGAAUAAGGCAAGAUCUAAAUCACAAGAGAAAAGUAAGACUAUUAUGAGUAGUAUCAAAAGCUUUUUUAAGUUUUGAUUGAUUUUUGCCAUUUUGUAUUUUUUAUGUUCCUUAGUUUUAAGUAUCACAGCUGUAAGUACACAUGUAUAAGGUAGUUUAUUUUUC
Molecule: messenger RNA, 1183 nt
Organism: Chilo suppressalis (striped riceborer)
Lineage: Eukaryota; Metazoa; Arthropoda; Insecta; Lepidoptera; Crambidae
Source: the annotation of a GenBank genome assembly